CAACAUGCAAAAGCAACCAGAAAUGACUUGGUAUACCUAGAUGUUGAAUUUGUUUUAUAUUUCUUUGAAAUCUUGACGCUUGUUCGUAAUUUUUUAUACUUCCACUUGUGCACCAUUCCCCUUAUAAAACCCUAGCCAUAUGUACAGCUGAAAAUUAAAAAUAAGCCAUGGCAGCACAACAAGGUUCUAGAUGUGAGAUUGAGCUUGUGAUAGAGAGAACUAGCACAACCCAACAAAACCCAAGAACCAAUAUGAGAACAAUCGCACAGAGCUCAUUAUUAAUGUCCCUGAAUUCCUUGCUAACAAAAUUUCAUGCAGGUUAUUUCAGGAUAAGCCUCUCACUUGGCGGCCAAGCCUUGCUAUGGAAGACACUCAGCUCCGUGCCAACCACCGAUGACAAGAGCAACGCGCUGCGGCGCGUCUUUCACGCGCUGCACCCCACCAUUUUCCCCAUAUUCUGGUCUCUGGCUCUCUUUAUUCUCAUAUUACUCUCUCUUCUUUACAUCUUAAGGUGCUUGUUUUUCUUUAAGAUGGUAAAGGCCGAGUUCUUGCACCAUGUAGGGGUUAAUUAUCUCUUCGCACCAUGGAUCUCCUGGCUCUUGCUUCUUGAAUCGUCACCCUUCAUGGCACCCAAAACCGUCCCUUACCUGGUGCUGUGGUGGUUGUUCGCGGUCCCUGUAGUGAUGCUUGACGUGAAGAUCUAUGGACAGUGGUUCACGAAAGGGAAGAGGUUCUUGUCGACGGUGGCGAAUCCGACGAGCCAGAUGUCGGUGAUAGGGAACCUAGUGGGGGCACAGGCGGCGGCGCACAUGGGUUGGAAGGAGAGCGCGGUGUGCUUGUUCUCGUUGGGGAUGGUGCAUUACUUGGUGUUGUUUGUGACGCUCUAUCAGAGGCUCUCCGGCGGGGAUCGCCUGCCUGUGUUGUUGAGGCCUGUUUUCUUCUUGUUUUUUGCGGCUCCGGGGGUUGCUAGCUUGGCUUGGGAAUCCAUUGUUGGAUCCUUUGAUAUUGCUUCCAAGAUGCUCUUCUUUCUAUCCCUCUUUCUCUUCACCUCACUGAUUUGCAGGCCAACACUGUUCAGGAGAUCGAUGAGGAGGUUCAAUGUUGCAUGGUGGGCUUACUCGUUUCCGGUUACAAUGCUUGCUCUGGCUUCCACGGACUAUGCUCAAGAAGUCAAAGGAACCAUUUCUCACAUUCUCAUGCUCUGUCUCUUAGCUCUUUCCUUUCUCGUCUGUCUUUCUCUAACUCUCUUCACUUUCCUCAACUCUAAGAUGCUUCUUCCUGAUAAUGAUCCCAUUGCAAACUUGGUCAUUCAAUUUCCAGUAGCAGACUAGUGCAAGCUAAUUAGUAAUUUAGCCCUUCAUUUCAUUAUUGAACUUGCUUGUAUCUAUUAUAAAUAAACAACGAUUAAAAUAAU
Molecule: messenger RNA, 1414 nt
Organism: Arachis stenosperma
Lineage: Eukaryota; Viridiplantae; Streptophyta; Magnoliopsida; Fabales; Fabaceae
Product: S-type anion channel SLAH4-like
Exons: 2
Coding region: 168-1331 (387 amino acids)
Biological process (GO): intracellular monoatomic ion homeostasis; transmembrane transport
Cellular component (GO): membrane
Molecular function (GO): voltage-gated monoatomic anion channel activity
Source: RefSeq, a predicted model, not a curated record